AUGAUCUCUUCCGAAGACGUCGUCAAAAUGAAAAAGAAAAAAUGGCUGACUGCAGAGGAAUGGAUGAAGAUAAUCAGCGAAAAGACGUAUUCCGAAAGUCUCGAAAUCGGAUUAAAUGAACUUCAAAAACUCAAAGAAGAAGGUACACUGACAAUUCGAGUUCCAAAAGAGAGCAAUGGCAAAAUUCCGUUCGAUACUAUUACAUGGUCAAAAACAGUCAGAUCCCUGAAAAUCCGUCAUGAACCUCGCUACUGUAUGAUGAAACUUUUUGAUAGCGACGUUCAAACUGUCCGCUGUCUCCGCUAUGAAUCAGAGGACAUAUCGAAGCAGUUUUUACAAGUUUAUUUUUGGGUUUUCACAUACGAUGACUAUAUCUACUCGCACUACGUUAUUCUCACCAAUGAAUGUGAACUUCCCGAGUCUUCAAAUUCGAAUAAACGGCGCCUGAACACUCAUCAGAUUGAUAUUCUGCGGAACGACGUGAUGCCUAAUGAAACGAUAGUUAAUGCGAAACGAGUUGCUCAUGAACGAGGAAUUAAUGUGACAACAAAACAGCUAUUAAACUUGAACCGAAAAGAUCGCACAGCUGACAUCGAUCCCAGAGGACCACGUGGGGAUAUCGUUAAACUUAUUGAAUCCAUUAGAGCUGUUCAAACUGAUGAGGAAUUGUAG
This is a messenger RNA of Caenorhabditis briggsae, 672 nucleotides long. Bases 1 to 672 code for a protein of 223 amino acids. The transcript has 4 exons. The record is from RefSeq and is a predicted model, not a curated record. NCBI's taxonomy places the organism in Eukaryota, Metazoa, Nematoda, Chromadorea, Rhabditida, Rhabditidae.